This is a messenger RNA of Babesia microti strain RI, 1314 nucleotides long. Its product is annotated as BmGPI16, Chemotaxis domain. The coding region runs from base 1 to 1314 and encodes 437 amino acids. The record is from RefSeq and is a predicted model, not a curated record. The transcript has a single exon. Lineage: Eukaryota; Apicomplexa; Aconoidasida; Piroplasmida; Babesiidae.
AUGAAGCGUACAAAAUUAUCGCUAUUACUACAUCUAAUAGCACAAUCGCUAAUCACACAUACUCUAUCUACACUAGUAGAUGCAGCGACAGUAACUCCUAAUGGUAGUGCUAAUGUGGGUGGUGCUGAACUAACACGGCAUGCUGGCAUGCUAGAUCUGUUUGAUUGGCUGGAUCCAACUUAUCACAGCUUCACCGAGUAUUUUGCCAAGAAACGCAAACUAACUAGCAUGCCUUACACAUUCGUAGACGCACCAACACUAACUGCAACACCGUUACUCAAUGAUCAACAAUUGUUGCCGGGGAUGAAUCCCAAUCAGGGCCAAGUAACCAAGGCUUGUGUAAACCCUUCCAUGAUACAAAUGGCAAACCAUCCCAAUUGUGCGGCAAUUAUUAAACACUUUCAAGACUCUUUGAUGAAACUGAAGAACGAAUACAAGGGGAAAUCGGAUCUCGCAGGUAGUGAAUUUCAGGAAUCAAAGCACACACCCAUUGGCGUAUCAAGCCACUUUGAAGUUAAUAAUGAGUUUGACAACAAGUUGCAUGAUAAUAACUCUAUUUCGGCUCCAACGGAGAUUGCUGCAGAGAAUUCAGACGCGGAGUUUCAUGGAGCUUCUGAAAUAUUAAACGUACCUCUUGCAGUAUCUCAUUCAUUCUACAAAGUAUCCAUCACACUAACAGGCUUGGAAGCUAUAAGAAAGGGAAUGUUUGACAUCAACAAAAAGGGUGAAAAUACCAUAUCGGAGCAGAGACUUGACAGUGUUAACAAGAGGAAAAUUAGCUUAGAAUAUGCGUUAAGCAGUUCUAGAAACCCAGGGGAUCCUGAAGUAAACAUUAGAGCCAAGAAGUUGGAGAGGGAAGCAGAAUUAGCUACUUACAAGGCACUGGCAGGAGUUGACUCUUUUAACAAAUGCAAAACUGCCUUUUCGGCACUGCUACCGCUGCUACAGCAACAAAUAUCAAACAUAGAGUACCAGUACAAUUCAUGCAUUGGUUCAUUUGGUCAAAUGCAAAACUUCUCCCAAGACAAUGCUUCAAAACCUCUCACCCAAUUCUCCUUCGAUGCAUCAAUGUCACAAGGAUUGAAUGCCAUGGAUUCGGACUUGAAUAUGAUUCAAAAUGCAAUUUCCGAUAUUACACAUGAUAGUAUUAAAAGUAAUCAUCAUGCGCACACAGGGAAGAAGAAAUGCUGCAAGAAAAGACACAAAGGGGGGAGGAUGUGCAAUCGAGGUAACAGAAGGGUUAGGGGUAUCAACGGUAUAAAUUACUCCAAUUUAUCAUUUUUACCAUUAGUCGCAUCAUUUUUGUUUAUUUAA